AUGUGUGAGGAACAAAAUUUAUUCAACUCCGUUAAAAAUUUUUAUGAUGAUGUUUCUGAGAAAUUGGAUUUUGUUUGUGAAAUCAAUAAUCCGAGAUUAUCUCAAACAGUUCGUGAUUUAAUCCGUCAGCUUCAUCCUGAUAUAUUAAAAAGAAAUUAUGGUUCAGCUUUUAUUGUACCUGAUAAAAUAGAAGGCUGUAAGAUUUUAGAUUUUGGAUGCGGUGCCGGAGUUAUGGUUUAUGUUCUCAGUAAAUUGGUAGGACAGAAGGGAAGUCUUGUGGGAAUUGAUAUAUCACCAAAUCUCAUAACAGAAGCUAAUAAAGUGAUAUCAUAUCAUCAAAAGAGAUGGGGCUACAGCAAACCUAAUACAACUUUUAAAGUAGCUAAUGUGGAAACUUUUGAUGAAGUUAAAGAAUACGAAUCUACAAUGGACUUAGUCCUGUCGUAUGGUGUGAUUUGUUUGUGUCCUAAUAAAGAAAAGGUUUUCACUAAUAUUUACAGACUCUUGAAGGAUGGUGGCGAGUUCUCUUUAUCUGAUAUUUAUGCUGAUAGAGAUAGACCUGAAGAUAUCAUCAAUAAUCAACCUUUAGGAACAGCUUGUUCUAUGAAGUGGGAUGAAAUGAUCGAGUUAGCUACAUCAGUUGGUUUUACUAAACCUUAUUUAGUUGGUGCUGCUCCCGUAGAAUUUCAAAAUAAAGAUCUUCAUAAAAAAACAGGUUUCGCCGAAUUUGUGCGAGCAGAAUGGAGAAUGUUCAAACUCCCUAAAAAUAUAAAGCAUCGUCCAGCGGAAGUGAUGUACAAUGGGAAUAUAAAAGGAAGUGAAGAGAGCUACAGAUGGGAUUUGAAUACAUUGUUUAAGAAGGGUGAGCCAGUCUUAGUGGAUGCAGAAUUGGCAACAAUCCUAGCGUAUACCAGAUUUAAAGACAGUUUUUCGUUUAGAUAUUUAAACGAAGGAUUACAGGUAUGUCUCGGGGUUUUAUUUGAGCGAUAG
Molecule: messenger RNA, 990 nt
Organism: Lottia gigantea (owl limpet)
Lineage: Eukaryota; Metazoa; Mollusca; Gastropoda; Lottiidae
Exons: 7
Coding region: 1-990 (329 amino acids)
Biological process (GO): toxin metabolic process; arsonoacetate metabolic process
Cellular component (GO): cytosol
Molecular function (GO): arsenite methyltransferase activity
Source: RefSeq, a predicted model, not a curated record